This is a messenger RNA of Didymodactylos carnosus, 504 nucleotides long. Lineage: Eukaryota; Metazoa; Rotifera; Eurotatoria; Philodinida; Philodinidae. The record is from the annotation of a GenBank genome assembly.
AUGGCUGUUGCUUAUUAUCAAAUGUACCGUAGUACAACAAUUGGUAUUGCCCUAGAAGAAUCAUUACAAGAUAUGUUGAAACGUCAUACAAUUAAUCAACGUAGUUCACAAAAAAUUUUACAAGAAUUUGAUCGUUCAAUGAAUAUCACACUCACACAACGUACGUCAAAUUAUUUAACAUUUAAAGCAAAACUUUUAUCUUACAGAGCAUGUGAUCAAGUCUGGACUUUGGUAUUUAAAAAUAUUGAUCUAGAUUCUUAUGAUUGUUUAUGGGCAAAAUAUUGUGAUAAAAUCAAAUUUAUUGCAGCUCCAGCGCUUAAAUUUGAUCAACCAUCUGUUCAAGUUUCUACAUUAACACCGACAGCAUCAUCUAUCUCUGGUAAUACAACACGAUGUAAUAGUAGUGAUCGAAUGAGAGAAUUGGAUAGUCAAAGUGAAGUGAAUUAUAUGAAAAACGAUGAUAAUGAAAUUGAAGAAAUGGCUUAUAAAAAGUUUAAACAAUAA